AGCUCACUCACUCCACAAAGCAUUUUACUUUUCAGUGUUCGUUUCUACGUAUUCUCUAUUAAACAAAUCUUGGGAAUAGACUAGUCUCUGUGUUUAGAUUUUGAUCAAAAUGGCUGAAGAAAACCAGCAGAAGAUCGAGACCACCAGCCCUGUUGUUGGUGAUGAGGGCGUUGAGGCCAAGGACCGAGGGCUUUUCGGUUUUGGGGGGAAGAAAGAGGAGGAGGCGGUGGCUUCUGAGUUUGGGGAGAAGGUCAAGGUUUCUGAAACAGAGCAUAAACCAGAGGAGGAAGAGAAGGAGAAGAAGCACGGUAGUCUCCUUGAGAAGCUACACCGUACCAGCAGCAGCUCUAGCUCUUCAAGUGAUGAGGAAGAAGGCGAAGGAGAGGAGAAAAAGAAGAAAAAGAAGGAGAAGAAGAAGAAGCCUGAUGAAGGAGACUUUACUGUCCCUGUUGAGAAAAUUGAGGAGCCAGCUGCUUCUGAAGAGAAGAAGGGAUUCCUUGAGAAAAUCAAGGAGAAGCUACCAGGUCAGCACAAGAAGACUGAAGAGGUCCCUCCUUCUCCUCCUCCACCUCCAGCAACGGAGUCUGCAGCAACUACUGAGGCAGCUCAUGAAGGAGAGGCCAAGGAGAAAAAAGGAUUCCUUGACAAGAUCAAGGGAAAGCUUCCUGGGUAUCAUGCCAAGACUGAGGAAGAGAAGCAAAAAGAAAAAGAAAGUGCUUCCCAUUAAGAAUACAGCGCCUAUGUUUUUUUGUGAAAUGAUGAUCAUGGUCGUCCCUGUCUGCUUUGUUCUGUUGUUUUCUUUCUUCCUUUUUUUUGGGUAGAUUGUUUUAUUUCAAAGUCUUGGUUUUUCAUUCAUGAUCUUGUUACUUGUUUUGGUUUGAAUACUCACAUGGUUGUACGUGUGCAUAUAUAUAUACAUGUGUGUGUGUGUGUAUGCAAGUUUCCUAAAAUGUUUUGUGAACUUCUUCUCGACAUUUAAUGGACUAGUAUGGAUUGGUGUCAA
Tripterygium wilfordii is the source of this 1003-nucleotide messenger RNA. RefSeq names its product dehydrin ERD14-like. NCBI's taxonomy places the organism in Eukaryota, Viridiplantae, Streptophyta, Magnoliopsida, Celastrales, Celastraceae. The transcript has 2 exons. Gene Ontology annotation, biological process: response to water. The coding region runs from base 110 to 727 and encodes 205 amino acids. Gene Ontology annotation, cellular component: membrane. The record is from RefSeq and is a predicted model, not a curated record.